Molecule: messenger RNA, 2877 nt
Organism: Macrosiphum euphorbiae (potato aphid)
Lineage: Eukaryota; Metazoa; Arthropoda; Insecta; Hemiptera; Aphididae
Source: the annotation of a GenBank genome assembly
AUGCCUUCAAAUCGGUGUAUGGUCAUUGGAUGUGAUACUACGCACGACAAUAAAAGUAUUCUUAGACAUCGCUUCCCGAAGAAUAAGGAAACUUGUGACAUAUGGGUUGAAAGAACUGGAAACAAUAAACUAUUAAACAAAACUAUUCAACAAAUUUUUCAAUCUUAUGUCAUGUGUGAUAAACAUUUUGAUGAUAGUUGUAAGAGCCCUGGUUUUAAGAAACUCGUUGUUGGUUCAAUUCCAACUCUUAAUCUACCAGAUUCUUGCAAUAUGUCAGUUUCUGAAACAGCAGAUACCUUUGAUUCAACAGCUGUAAUGGAUAAUGAUGCACCUAUUUAUGAAUAUUGUAACAUGACCGAUAUGUCAGUUACUGAAACUUCAGACCUGUUAAAUUCAACACCUGUAAUGGACAAUGAUGCAUCAACUUAUGAAUAUUGUAACAUUAGCGAUAUGUCAGUUACUGAAACUCCAGACCCGUCAACUUCAACAAUUGUAAUUCACAAUGAUGUAACUACUCCAAAUUGCAGAGAAAUACCAAUGAAACCUAAAAAUUUGUUCAAUAAUGCCAAAGGUACCUUAGAGGAAAUAAACACAACUCGUGUUAAUGCUCUAACUCCUCGGAAGUCAUUGCUGUAUCAUGCUUCUCAAAGAUACAGACAAAGAAAUUCAGUUCUGCGACAACGUUCUUUAAAUGUAAAACAACGUAUUUUAAAAGCUGAAAGAUAUAUGCAAACAAAUAUAAAAUCAAUGGAUAAAUUAAAUACAUUUACACAAAAUUUUAUUCAAUCACAAAUACGUAUGCAAGCUCAAAAACCUCGUGGUCGACGUUUUACUACCGAUGACAAAGUAUUUGCUUUAUCUCUUUACAAACAAAGUGGUAAAGCAUACAAAGUACUUUCAAAAAUGUUUGCAUUACCUUCACGCAAAUGCAUUUUAGAUUUGUUAAAGAAGAUUCCAUUUGAAGCUGGUAUAAACAAACGAAUUUUUGAACAUCUCAAGACUGCUGUACGGAAAAUAAAACAUAAACUUGAUCGCUAUUGUUCAGUGAUUUUUGAUGAAGUAUCACUUUCAGCGUCCUUGCAGUAUCUAGAGCAAUAUGAUAAAGUGAUUGGGUUUAAAGAUUUUGGUGGUCAAAAUCGAUCAUCCGAUUUUGCAGAUAAAGCUUUGGUUUUUAUGGUCAGAGGAUCACGUAAAAAGUUCAAGCAGCCAGUUGCGUUUUAUUUGACUAAUGGUAACAUGAACAGUUCAAAUUUAUCAAUAAUUAUCAAAGAAGUUAUUAAAGCAGUUCAGUCAACAGGACUUAAAGUAGUAUCUACCAUUUGUGAUCAAGCUCCUACAAAUGUUGCAGCAAUUAACCGAUUACUUAAAGAAACAAAUGAGAAGUAUGCAACAGAAGAUAAAGAAGGUCGAAGAUUUGGUUUUGAAAUAGGAACUCAAGAAAUUAUACCUCUCUAUGAUGUACCACAUUUGUUGAAAGGUCUACGAAAUAAUUUAGUUUCAAAAGAUCUUAAUUUCACAUAUGAUGAUAAGCAGAUGAUUGCAUCAUGGAAACAUGUCAUUGAAUUUUAUGAACUAGACAAGAACCAAAGUACUGGAGGGGAUCGUCUAGCCCCAAAGCUUACAGAUAACCAUAUUUAUCCUCAAAAAAUGAAAAAAAUGAAAGUUUCAUGUGCUGCUCAAGUAUUUAGCCAAAGAGUCGGUGCCAUUAUGAAAAGGUUGCCUGUGUUGUUGAAUACAUCAAACAAUCAGAGUGUAGAGAAAAAAGUUCAAUCUACUGUAGAAGAUACCGGACACUUGUGUUUAUUCAUAGAUAACUUAUUCGAUAGUGCCAAUGGCAAUGCAAUUAAACCAGUUGCUGGAAAAGAAUUGCGAAGUGCAGUUACUUUAAAUUCUGUACAUUGGGACUUCUGGCGUAAAGCUUUAAUUGUUUUACAAAGUAUGCAGUAUGAGACAAAAACCAGAAAAGUAAUUCCUUCUGUUGUAAACUGGAUUAAAACUAUUAAAGGAUUACAAGUACUUUGCAAAAGGCUUCUUAAUGAUGGGUUCAAAUACGUACUGUUAAGAAAUUUUAACCAGGAUCCAAUUGAAAACUUUUUUGGUUCGAUCAGAAGCCAUGGUGUACGUAAUAUUAAACCAACAUGUGCCAAUUUUAUAACCUCAUUCAAGGCACUAGUUAUUAAUAAUUUUACUUCAAAUCAUUCAUUUGGGUCCAACUGUGAAAAUGACGACUGUGAUGGAGCAUUAGACAACUUGAAGGAAUUUAUAUUCAAUGACAUUCCGAUUGAUGACACUAAUUUAGUGGACGACGAAUUCAAUUCAAUUACUUUGAAGACUCCAGUUCAAGAAUUUCGACCUUAUCAUAUACUGAAUUCAAAUAGCAGAGCCUAUGUUACUGGUUGGGUCAUCAAAAAAAUUAAAAAGCUCACAAAAAAUUGUAAUUGUUGCAUGAAAAUUAUAACAUCUGACCAAAUAUUAAAAGAACAUAUGGUGAUAGAAACUCGUCAAUAUGACAACUGCAACUUGAGUUAUCCAAAUGAUGUGGCAAUGGAUAUUUUUAAUUAUUUAAUAGAAAUGUUUAAUCUCAAUUUUGAUAAAUUUGUAUACAAGUGUAAUUCUAAGGCGUCUUAUAACUAUUUAAUUUCAUAUUUUAUACCACCUAAUUAUUUCACUUGUCCAGAACAUGAUUUAUUUAAUAUAUUUUUGAAGACUGCUACUAAUCUUCUAAUUUAUUCUUAUAUAACUCACAUAAAUAGAAUACUGACUAAAGGUGAAAAAUCUGUAACAUCUGAUCAGAUAAAAAAUAAUGCUAUGGUGUACCACGAUAAAUAUGCAAAAAAGAAAAAUGUAUUAUUAAGACAAAAUGUAAAUUAUGUAUAG